Trichosurus vulpecula (common brushtail) is the source of this 2014-nucleotide messenger RNA. RefSeq names its product leucine rich repeat containing 1 (gene LRRC1). Bases 1 to 1575 code for a protein of 524 amino acids. The record is from RefSeq and is a predicted model, not a curated record. Gene Ontology annotation, molecular function: protein binding. The transcript has 14 exons. Gene Ontology annotation, cellular component: adherens junction; postsynaptic membrane; postsynaptic density. Lineage: Eukaryota; Metazoa; Chordata; Mammalia; Diprotodontia; Phalangeridae. Gene Ontology annotation, biological process: neurotransmitter receptor transport postsynaptic membrane to endosome; neurotransmitter receptor transport, endosome to postsynaptic membrane.
AUGUUUCACUGCAUCCCCCUGUGGCGGUGUAACCGUCAUGUGGAAACCAUCGAUAAGCGCCACUGCUCCCUGGUCUACGUCCCGGAGGAGAUCUACCGCUACACCCGCAGCCUGGAGGAGCUGCUCCUAGACGCCAACCAACUCCGCGAGCUGCCCGAGCAAUUUUUUCAGCUAGUAAAAUUACGGAAACUUGGACUUAGUGAUAAUGAAAUUCAGCGACUCCCUCCAGAAAUUGCUAACUUCAUGCAGUUGGUAGAGCUGGAUGUGUCUCGAAAUGAUAUUCCUGAAAUUCCAGAAAGCAUCUCAUUCUGCAAAGCACUUCAGAGAGCUGACUUCAGUGGAAAUCCAUUGACGAGGUUACCCGAAAGCUUUCCUGAAUUACAGAAUCUAACAUGUCUUUCCGUAAAUGACAUCUCACUCCAGUCUCUACCUGAAAACAUUGGCAACCUUUAUAACCUGGCUUCACUGGAACUAAGAGAGAAUCUACUUACGUAUUUGCCUGAAUCUCUCACCCAGCUACAGAGACUAAAGGAACUUGAUUUAGGAAACAAUGAGAUCUACAAUUUGCCAGAAACAAUUGGAGCGCUCCUACACCUUGAGGAUCUCUGGUUGGAUGGAAAUCAGCUGGCUGAGUUGCCUCAGGAAAUAGGAAGCUUGAAAAACUUGCUCUGCUUGGAUGUCUCGGAAAAUAAGCUGGAAAGACUUCCCGACGAGAUCAGUGGCCUAGCUUCCAUAACAGAUUUAGUCAUUUCUCAGAAUUUGCUCGACGUUCUUCCUGAUGGUAUAGGAAAGUUAAAGAAACUGUCCAUCUUAAAGGCUGAUCAGAAUAGACUUGUGCAGCUAACAGAAGCAAUUGGAGAAUGCGAAAGCCUCACUGAGCUUGUUCUGACUGAAAACCAACUUCUGACGUUGCCCAAAAGCAUUGGAAAACUUAAGAAGUUGAACAACUUGAAUGCAGACAGAAACAAAUUAGUGUCUUUACCGAAAGAGAUUGGUGGGUGUUGCAGUCUCACUGUGUUCUCUGUGCGUGACAACAGAUUAACCCGAAUACCCUCAGAAGUUUCACAAGCAAGUGAACUUCAUGUCCUAGACGUCGCUGGAAAUAGAUUACUGCAUCUGCCUUUAUCCCUGACUAACUUGAAGUUGAAGGCUUUGUGGCUGUCUGACAACCAAUCCCAGCCCCUGCUUACGUUCCAGACAGACACUGACCAUGAAACAGGAGAAAAGAUUCUAACUUGUGUUUUACUUCCUCAACUGCCUUCUGAACCUACUUGCCAAGAGAACUUGCCCCGCUGUGGGGCACUGGAAAGCUUAGUCAAUGAAAUGUCAGAUGAAACAUGGAACGAACGGGCAGUCAACAGAGUCAGUGCAAUCCGAUUUGUAGAAGACGAAAGAGAUGAAGAAGAUAAUGAAAUGAGAACACUCCUAAGGCGAGCCACUCCACACCCAGGAGAGUUGAAGAGUAUGAAAAAGACAGUGGAGAAUUUACGGAAUGAUAUGAAUGCUGCUAAAGGACUGGAUUCCAACAAAAAUGAGGUCAAUAAUACCUUUGACAGAGUGACCACUUCUGUGUAGAGCUUCACCUCCAAGUUUUUACCUCCUGUGUCUUCCCCUGCUGUUGAAAUGGUCCUGUCUUCCGAGGAAUCUCAUCCAGCCCUUUGUCUUAACCAGAUCCUGACCCAUCAUCUCCUUGUACCGCCUCUUGGAGGGUGCUGCUGUCUCGAAGGAAGUGCCUUAUACUAACUAGUUGUGGCACCAGUAAUCUCCAGAUAAUAUAUUUUUAAUGGAUUUUUGGUCACUUUUAGUGAGUAGAAUACACUACUGUACAACCUCACUUGUCGUUGUCCUAUGUUGGGAGAAGGCGGGAUUUUGAUCCUCUCUCCUACAGUGCUGGGAUAUUUUAGACCCAGGUAUACUCGGACCUACUGAUGAGACCUAUAGUUUUAUGUGAAAAAAAAAAUACUUUUUUAAACAUUUUUUGGCAGCUCAGAUGGUGUAAAUUUUAAAAUUUUGU